GAAUAUAAUCCUGGGGUGGGGGGUUUCGACAAUUGUGGGAUUGUUUAUAGUUUUCACUUCACAUGAAUCACAUACGUUCAUGUCGUUGAUUCGAUUUCUGAGAUACUCUACGGUCUUCCCCAUUUUUUUAAUUUUUUUUUAUAAAUUUUAAAUUUAUUGAAACCACGUGGAUUUGCUUGUCCUGGUUUUUGUUUUCUUUUGCCUUUUUUUGUUUUGCUCAUCAGAGAGCGUUUUGAUGAAAUCGAGGAACCUUAACACACUAGACCACCACCAACAACAAGUUCUUCGAUCCAUUUGAUUCCUACUAGAGUUGCUUAUCUCUCUUUCUCUGCCUCCUCCUUCUCUCAAAUUAGGGUUUCAUCUUCGAUUCUCAAUACUGUUCCUUUCGAUUUUCGAGUUUCUCUUCUAUCUUUGUAUUGCUGUAAUACUAACUAGUCGAGUUGACUCACUUAGAGAGAGUCACAGCGAGUUGACAAGCUCUUGGGUUUACGAAGACCACCUAAUUGAAGCUAAACCUUUUCCAUUGGCCUGCCAUAUUGGAGCGUUUUCAUUUAGAUGGGAGGUCAAUGCUCUAACCUGAGUCGGUGUUGCCGGAACUCAUCUCACAAGACAGCUGUUCUUGAAGCUCCUGAUGUUGAAAAUGGAGAGAGUAGUGAGAACACUGAUGUGCCUAAUUUCCGGGAGUAUACAUUAGAACAGCUCAAGGCGGCUACUUCUGGUUUUGCUGUCGAGUAUAUUGUCUCUGAACAUGGAGAAAAGGCUCCAAAUGUCGUCUACAAAGGGAAAUUGGAGAAUCAAAAGAAGAUUGCUGUCAAGCGUUUCACAAGAAUGGCGUGGCCCGAUGCACGACAAUUCCUGGAGGAAGCUAGGUCGGUUGGUCAGCUGCGGAGUGAGAGAAUGGCCAAUUUACUCGGAUGUUGCUGUGAAGGUGAUGAGAGGUUACUUGUAGCAGAAUUUAUGCCCAAUGAAACACUAGCCAAACACCUUUUUCACUGGGAGACACAACCUAUGAAAUGGACUAUGAGGCUUCGAGUUGUUUUAUAUCUAGCACAAGCUCUUGAAUACUGCACCAGCAAAGGCCGUUCUCUUUAUCACGACCUCAAUGCUUACCGGGUUUUGUUUGAUGAGGAAUGCAAUCCAAGGCUCUCCACUUUUGGCUUGAUGAAGAAUAGUCGUGACGGCAAAAGUUACAGCACUAAUCUUGCUUUCACCCCUCCUGAGUAUCUACGAACUGGGAGAAUUACUCCUGAGAGUGUGAUAUACAGCUUUGGUACUCUUCUGCUUGAUCUUCUCAGUGGGAAACAUAUACCUCCUAGCCAUGCCCUUGAUCUGAUUAGAGACAGAAAUCUUCAGACACUAACAGAUUCUUGCCUGGAUGGGCAAUUUUCUGACAGUGAUGGCACAGAGUUAGUACGCUUGGCGUCUCGUUGUCUUCAAUACGAAGCUCGUGAGCGACCAAACACGAAAUCUUUGGUGACUGCCUUGACGCCUCUUCAGAAGGAAACAGAGCUGCAGGUCCCAUCUCAUGUUUUAAUGGGUCUCCCUCACAGUGAUUCAGUCUCUUCUCUGUCGCCUCUUGGUGAGGCUUGUUCAAGAAGAGACCUGACUGCUAUGCUUGAGAUCUUGGAUAAACUGGGAUACAAAGACGACGAGGGUGUCACCAAUGAGCUCUCGUUUCACAUGUGGACAGACCAGAUGCAAGAGUCUUUGAACUCGAAGAAGAAGGGUGAUGUGGCUUUCAGGCAAAAAGACUUUAGAGAGGCCAUUGAGUGUUACACGCAGUUUAUUGAUGGAGCAAUGAUCUCUCCAACAGUGUGUGCUCGCCGUAGUCUGUGUUACCUAAUGAGUGACAUGCCGAAAGAAGCUUUAGAUGAUGCAAUUCAGGCUCAAGUGAUAUCUCCUGUGUGGCACGUGGCGUCAUAUCUGCAGUCUGCUUCCCUUGGUAUCCUGGGAAUGGAGAAAGAAUCUCAAAUCGCACUCAAAGAGGGCUCGAACCUUGAAGCAAAAAGGAAUUCAGGUUCUAGAGUGAAGUAACCAUAUAUAGUGUUUAAAGAUUUGUCAUUUGGGAAAGAUGAAAGAACAUCUUACCAAGUAAAAAGGGGGUUUGAAUCUUUUGAGCACAAUGAUGGGAAAACAGGCAAGAGCAAUGCCUGAGGAGACCCUCUUCUUCUCGAGAGAUGAUUGGGUUGUUUGAGGUGUUUUUGCUCUUCUUGUGCCUCUUUUUAUGGGCAUUGAAUUGAAGGAGUCACUUCCUUUAUUGGCUUUCAAGUCCAUUUCCUGAAGAAACUCUAUGUACUAAAAAAACAAAACCUUUAUUGCAGAAACCAAAAAGAGAUUUUAUGUCA
This is a messenger RNA of Capsella rubella, 2345 nucleotides long. RefSeq names its product probable serine/threonine-protein kinase At5g41260. Gene Ontology annotation, biological process: protein phosphorylation; brassinosteroid mediated signaling pathway. Lineage: Eukaryota; Viridiplantae; Streptophyta; Magnoliopsida; Brassicales; Brassicaceae. Bases 556 to 2034 code for a protein of 492 amino acids. Gene Ontology annotation, molecular function: protein binding; ATP binding; protein kinase activity. The transcript is spliced from 11 exons. The record is from RefSeq and is a predicted model, not a curated record.